Messenger RNA from Patella vulgata (common limpet), 282 nucleotides. RefSeq lists its product as uncharacterized. NCBI's taxonomy places the organism in Eukaryota, Metazoa, Mollusca, Gastropoda, Patellidae. The transcript is spliced from 3 exons. The record is from RefSeq and is a predicted model, not a curated record. The coding region runs from base 1 to 282 and encodes 93 amino acids.
AUGUCUAAAAUUGCUUUAGCCAAAUUAAACGUAGAUCGCGCAACCACCUAUAGUUAUCUCAAACCCAAACAAAGCGACAGUUUAAAAUCUGCUCUUAUUUCAGAUAUAAUCGUAAAUUUACCUACCGGCUAUGGUAAAUCGCUCAUUUUUGAUUUAUUACCCAUGCAAGAAAUCGGAAGAGCUGGACGGAAUGGCAUACAAAGUGAGGCAAUACUAUUUUUCAAUAGUAGUGAUAUUGCCUCCAACACUAAAGUCACCAACACAAUGCAUAAUUACUUAUGA